UCGUGUCUCCAACCACGUCUUUUUGCUCUUUCACGCAUUCAACCACAUCCUCCGCACUCAACCAUGCCCGCCCGCUCGGGCACGUCUUCGUCCAGCAUGCACACCAGCACCUCCUUCAGCUCCAGCCUCGCCGGCAGCUCCCCGUCGCGCCAAUCGCCCUCCAGACACGUCCGCUCGCCCCGGGGCUCGCUGAUCCAGGACCCCUAUGACAGCCCGUCGCGCCAGCUGGCCCUCGAGUUCAACCUGCGCCUCAGCAUCUCCGACCGCGACUUCAAUGCCCGCCUCGACCAGGCCGCCGCCGAGCGUGCAAAGGUCCACGAGGAGCAGCUCGCCAAGGCCGCCCAUGAACACCAGCGGGUCUUGAGAGGCGCCGAGCUGGAGCUGCAGCGCAUAGCCCUGGAAGAGGAGCAAGCCAAGCUGCGACGGGCCGACGCGCAGCAGAAAGAAGUCGACCGCCUGCAGCAGGAAAAGGCCCACCACGAGGCCCACGUGCGCCGACAGCAGCUCGAGGCCAAACAGCGCGAGGAAGAGGCCGCGCGACAGGCUGCCGAGCACCAGAAGAGGCUGCACGAGGCCGAGGCCCGUCUCAGGGCCCAGAAGGACCAGGAGGCAGCCGCCGAGAGGCAGAGGAGAGAGAAGGAAAACACGGACCGGCAGGCGAAAGAGACUGCAGCCGCUGCAGAGCACGCCCGCGCCCAGCAGGCUGUCCAACACCAGCAACAACAACAGCAGCAGCCACCAACACAGGUGGUGUCUGCAGUUGCGCCCACGCCCGUCGCCCCGUCAGCACCCCCAGCAAGCACCCCGGCCUCAGCAAGCAGCAUCAACACAAUCCACGCCAAGUACCUCGAACUGCACACCCGCAUGAAAGCAUUUCGCGUAGCAUUCCAGGACAAGCACAAGCAAAAGGGCCAGCCGCUCAAAGAAGCCGUCGGCAAUGCGCGACGCAACAUCCGCCUGCGUCUGGGCCAGAUCACCACCGACCGAAAGGACAGCGUCGCGGCCAUCAAGAGGCUGCGCGAAGAGUGCUUCAACGUGGCCCUCGAGACCCCCGGCCCCAUGAUCGACAUCCGACACUUCAUCGUCUCGCACGAAAUCCCCCCUCUCGCGAACGAGGCAGAAGCGCAAUACCCAGCCUUCCUCCUCUACGUCUGGAUCUGCUUCGAAAAGUCGGUCCUCAAGCAAUUCGAAAAAGAAGCCGCCAACGAGGACGGCCGCAUCAUCCAGGAAAUCGGCUUGAUAGCCGCCAGCCUGCUCGGCGACCAGCGCUACAUGUGGAAAGGCCUCCCCCUCACCGACAUCAUUCUCGCUAAAUUCCACCGCCUCUGCCCCAUCCUCUUCGGCAUCCGCGGCACAAUGGACACAGCAGAAGGCCGCCUACGCUUAGGAUGGAUGCCCAUCGACAAAUCCCCCGCCACAACAGAAAACUACAGCCAACGCAUGCGCGGCCUCGGCGCCGGCUACGCCUCGCUCUCCCUGCGCUCCUUUGCCGCAAAGGCCCCCGCCGUCCCUAUAUCGGAGUACUGGCGCGCCAUCGUCUCCAUAUGCAACACGCGCGCUGAGGACCUCUGGCCGGGACACUUCGCCCUCCUCGGCGGCCUCAUCAGAGACUACUACAAGAAAUUCUUCCAGUUCUACGGCGUCCAGGCCCGUGGCGUCUUGCGCCGCGCUACGGUUGAUCUGCCUGCUCGCGCGCCGGAUCGCUGCAAGGACGCUGCGGGUACGGUUGCUGUUUUGCCUGUUGGCUGGAAAAAAGAUGGCAUCUCCCUGGAUUGAAGGGGGUGGGGUGUGUAUUGUAUGCGUAUAUGGGGGUUUUUGCGGUGCGCUGUUGGGCCCCGUGUGUCUGGCCGAGGGUCUUUCUUUUUCUUUUGGUGGAUCUACGUUUUCGUGUCUUACAACGUUAAAACUCGCAUGGGUCGGCGUUUUGUCUGCAUCUCUGCAUGC
Molecule: messenger RNA, 1944 nt
Organism: Dothidotthia symphoricarpi CBS 119687
Lineage: Eukaryota; Fungi; Ascomycota; Dothideomycetes; Pleosporales; Dothidotthiaceae
Exons: 1
Coding region: 64-1776 (570 amino acids)
Biological process (GO): poly(A)+ mRNA export from nucleus; regulation of translational initiation; regulation of translational termination
Cellular component (GO): cytoplasm; nuclear pore; nuclear pore cytoplasmic filaments
Molecular function (GO): inositol hexakisphosphate binding; phospholipid binding; translation initiation factor binding
Source: RefSeq, a predicted model, not a curated record